GCGCACGCCAAACGGUCUACGUGACUCGAGGGACACCAAAACAACGGCUUCCGCUCCCCACCCCGACACAGCAGCCCAACUCUACCGUCCAAACCAAUCCAUGCUAUGCCCUCGUCUCGCCGUCGCCUCGCUCCGACUCCGCAGUCGGAAUUUUAACAUCAAAGGAACGAGUGUGCGAUACGAUGAGUGUAUAAACCAGAACGAAUUUUUCUUUGUGCCGAAUUAAAUUUUUAAGUGUACCGGUCCGGCCGUUUCAUAAUUUUUUUUGCCAAAGCAAUAGCACGGUUUUUAUUUCUACCUUUUUUUUCUAAGAAAUUUUUGUUUUCCGUCAACAAAUAAAUUCACCAAAAAUUACAUCAUCAUGGUCGAGAAGAUAAUCGAAGAAACGGAAAACUACGAGACAGAUGCUGCAUUGACCAGUAACAACAACUCGAGCAGCAGCAUCGAGGGUCGCGGGAGUGGCGCCUGCAAUGGUGGCAAUGGCAGCUGCGCCUCAGACAGUGGUGACCAAGGGGAACCUCUGGACGCCCAAACACGUGCAAGGGAAAUUGCCCGCCACAAGGAAGAAGCUAAGAGGAAGCGCCGCAAGAAGAAGCGUACCGGCUCGUCAAUGGUAUCAUCUUGUUUCCAAGAUCUUUACAAGAUGACGGGGGAGGUUUUAGGCGAAGGAGCAUACGCAAGUGUCCAAACUUGCGUAAAUCUGUACACUGACCUGGAGUAUGCCGUGAAAAUAAUCGAAAAAGUACCUGGCCAUGCCCGGGCCAGGGUCUUCAGGGAAGUAGAGACCUUCUACUAUUGCCAGGGUCAUCCAAAUAUAAUUCAGCUUACUGAAUUUUUCGAAGACGAAGAAAAAUUCUAUUUGGUUUUCGAGAAGAUCAAUGGAGGUCAAUUGUUGAGGAGAAUCCAAGAGUACAAGUAUUUCAGUGAAGCUGCAGCUGCGGAAAUUGUCCGCGAGGUAGCGUCUGCUCUAGCCUUCAUGCAUGCUAAAGGAAUCGCUCAUAGAGACCUUAAACCAGAGAACAUUUUGUGUGUGAACAAGGAUCUUAUUUCUCCUAUCAAAAUAUGCGAUUUUGAUUUGGGAUCUGGCAUCCGGUUCCAAGGUAGUGUUGCCAGUCCUUUGACCACUCCCCAGUUAUUAACACCAGUUGGCAGCGCUGAGUUUAUGGCUCCUGAGGUCGUGGAAGCUUUUAUUGGAGAUGCAGAUACUCAGGCCUACGAUAAGAGAUGCGACCUGUGGUCCCUUGGUGUGAUUGCCUACAUUUUGCUCUCAGGGUAUCCACCAUUUUAUGGUAAAUGCGGUGGGGACUGCGGCUGGGAAAGAGGCGAAAAUUGCAACGCUUGUCAAGCGCUGCUAUUCCACAGUAUUCAAGAGAGUGAAUAUGAUUUUCCAGAUGCCGAGUGGGGAAAUAUUUCUUCCGAGGCGAAGGACUUGAUUGCGAACUUGUUAAUCAAGGAUGCUAGAAAGCGUUUGAGUGCACAACAGGUACUUCAACAUCCCUGGCUAAAAUGUGCCAGCGACGCUGCACCUUUAGUCACACCGUCUGUAAUCAAAAAGAACAAUUCGGCUAGGGAACUGUCCCAAUUUGCUGAGUCGGCAAUGGCGGUCAACAGAGUGGUUCAGCAACAUUUCAGCAUUAAGCUCGACUAUUUGGAAAAGCCCAAGAUCUAUUCAAGGGAUGGCAGGCCAUUUCACACUAACACAUGUGCAUCCUCCAUCUUAUUCGGUCUGAGUCCACCUAGCGAGAGUCAGCUGAUGCAGCGCCGCGUUAAGGGUCGUUCUCUUUACCUACAGCCCCACCCAGCCACCACGGCCAUUACCAGUGCUACUUGCUAGAAAGAUCGCCACAGCCUAACAGCCAUUCUAUUGCUGCUGGCAGUGAACAACUAGUUAAGAUCGCCAACAAAGAGUUCUUGGUUUGGGUGAUGAGAAAAUACAAAUAUAAGUAUUGAGGAACUAGGAUUUUGAUGAGUGGGUUGAAUAAAGAUAAAAGAGGCAGAACUUAGCAAACACACGGUGGAUGUGGUAAUUUUAAUGUUUUUUUAGGGAACAUACUCAAGUCAUUGAGAAAUUUUCAAGAUGGAAAUAUUGUCCAGAACACUGUCUCUUUUAUAUUUGUAUUUUUAUUAACUCUUACUCACUAGGAUUUUAGUAGAACUCCUUUUAUUUUGGAUUUAAAAAAAAAGAAAUAUUGCUUUUUAUAAAUUGUUGACUUAUUUUCAAUAUCUUUAUAUAUUUAAGUACUAAUAUUGUUUUGUAUAUUUGUUAAUCAUAUCACCCAACUCCUAGAGGAAAAUUUAUUUAGAUUUCGUUAACUAUGCCAUUUAGUUGUGUUAAUUUCAGUUUAUAAGCACAAAAAAGAAGAGUUGUUCAGUUUUUUUUAUAAAUUUUUAUAUUGAUAGACUAAAAAAAUUUAAGAACAAAAUAAAAACAAGCUUUUUAUUAUGUAUUCAGAAUGUUAACAAAAUUUAAAUGUCAUUGUUCCAGGUGACCAACUUUAUACAUACAUAUCCAUUUGUUUAUUUUCCAAAUUAUUUGAUAUUUAUGUUGAGAGGUGUGUUAUGAUGACAUACCUUGCGUAUAAAGGUUGUGAUCCAGAAUUUGCCAAAAAAAUAUUGUUUUUAAUUUUCUGUUCUUAAAUUUUUCAGUCUAGGCCUAGUGUUAAGAAUAUACUGCGCUUGAUUUUUUAAUACUUUUGUAUUUGUUGAGGUAGAUUGAAGCAAAAAGUCUACAUUUUGUGAUAAUAAGUAAGCAUCUGACAGUGCGAUUUAGCCGCACGUGAUAGACUGUAGUAGACCGCCGUACCUGCUUUAAGUUCAGUGAGAUACGGAACAUACAAAUUUGAACUAUGGGGUUACCCCCCAUUAGUCAUGUACUGACAGUCCAUUUAUAUUUUUUACGAGUCCCAAGUAAGUUUGGAUAUUUUUUUAAAAGAUUUUUGUAAUUUUUGGCUCAAAAAGUAGUUUACUAUCUACCUGGUUUGUAUAUCCCACCGGAUUGUGAAUAUACCCAAACUAGGGCUUUUGAAAAUAAAAUGACAAACUGGCAGAACACCUUUUCUGUUUCUCUCUUAUUCUGACAUCUAGUUCAAAACUUGAUGAGAAUUAGGUAUUCGUUUUUUCUGUUAUUUAUCUUAAUUGAGAAAAAUAGUGGAUUCACACAUAGGUGGGCCAAUUUGGACAUUUUUGAUAGAAAUCGUCAAUUUCUAAGUGAGAUUGAAAAAAAAAAUUAAGGUUCAAGUUUUAUGAAAACUUCGAAAAAAAAAAAAUACAUAUAAAAUACAUCUGUUUUUCUCAAAAGAAAGAAGAGUCCUUUUUCAUUGCCCUUACCUGAAGAAAGUUCUUCUUAACGCAUUGGUUCUAAAAAAAAAGGAAUUUUCAAAUAUACUAACUCAAUAGUUACUAAUUAGCGAGUUGUAACCCAUAUAACUCACUAGUAGGUUUUGAAUUAUCUCCCACAAUAAUAAUUUGGAAUUAGUGUUGGAUUAAAGUUAUUGAAAUUUAUCUGAAUUGUCGGAAACAAAAAUUGAACUGGUGGACAAAGAAACAUAACUACUUAGUCUUUGUCUGCAACCCAGAACAGUGCUGACACAGUUGAUGCAUAGUCACAUAUGUGAGAAUCCAUCUGAAAUUUGUUAUUCUAAACUGCAUUGAGAGAAAUGAUUGUUGGCACUCCAAGUAGUUAUAAAGUAUUUCAUUUUUUUCAAUUUCAUUAGGUUCACAGUUGCAGAGUAAGUACAUGUAGGUAAAAUAAAAUUUCAAAUAAUAUAACAACUGCCAGUUUGACAUUUACCAACUUCCAACACUCAGGGUUGUAUUAGUUUGGAGAAGGAAAGGGGGGAAGGGAGAGGCGAGUUUAUUAUUAAUAAUAGAAAGAAACCUACCUACCUAAAUACCGUAAAACUUAUGAACUCGCAGCGAGUGAAUGUGCAGCGGAGAGAAUGAAUGCCAAAUGAAUAAGAUAUCCAUAAGUUCAUAGAAUUUACUGAGAAAUCAGAGUAUUUGUUUUUUUUUUUCAACAUCAUAUAUUUUAUUAUUUUCAAAGCAUUUAUUACUGCAUUUUGCAGUGGAACAUCCAUCAACUUCCAACUUGAAAUUUGAAUAAGUUUAUGGCUCGUUCCAUUAGUGCCAUUAUUUUCUACUUAUUUUUUUUGUUUGAUAAGAAGUGGAAAAAUUACGUCUUUAUGUUUGACACUACUAUUAUAACAACCUGGUAAGAUAGUACUUAGUUAUUGUCUUCUUCACUUUCAGCAGCAUACUUUUUGGAAAAAAAACUUCUGGAAAUGUCUGUACCAAGUGUGCUUUAAUUUCUUAUUAUAAUAAAGACAAAUUUUUCUAAUAGUUGUGUAUUUUUUUUUGUUUUUACUGCUGUAUUUAUGAUGUUCAUGAAAAGUGG
Ceutorhynchus assimilis (cabbage seed weevil) is the source of this 4393-nucleotide messenger RNA. The record is from the annotation of a GenBank genome assembly. Lineage: Eukaryota; Metazoa; Arthropoda; Insecta; Coleoptera; Curculionidae.